This is a messenger RNA of Colletotrichum karsti, 1674 nucleotides long. RefSeq lists its product as uncharacterized. Gene Ontology annotation, molecular function: protein binding. Lineage: Eukaryota; Fungi; Ascomycota; Sordariomycetes; Glomerellales; Glomerellaceae. The coding region runs from base 1 to 1674 and encodes 557 amino acids. The transcript has 4 exons. The record is from RefSeq and is a predicted model, not a curated record.
AUGGAGCGACUUCCUUUCUCUCUUCUGGUUGAUAUUGCGAUUCAGCUUGCCAGCAUAACCGAUAACGAAAAUAACGACUUUGACGUCGCCGUCUCAGGCAUCCGCACCCUGAACACUCCCUCAUCUCCAUUGCGAUGCCUCUCAAAAGGCCGCCUCUCCAGCCUGAACGCCUUCUCGCGUUCCAAUCGCGCGUGCUAUCUGGCCUGCAACCCUGUUCUCCAUGAGACAGCCGUAGCCUUGGAUCUCGUCCGCUUCCUCGUCAGAAAGCCCUAUGAUGAUGACGAACCCGUCGUCGACCGCGCCGACCAUUCCGACGCCGCUGCUGCAAACCCUCAAGCGGGCAAGCACGUCAAUCUCUCUCAACGAGGCACCUUCCCGCCUUUUGAGGCCACCGAGCUCUCUAUAGGGCAGCCCAACUCGGAAGAACUCCACGCGCCCUAUCGGCACGAGAUCAAGUACCAGUCCGAUAUUUCUCUGGCUGCUGCCACCGCAUCCCCCUUACAUGCCGCCGCUUGCGAAGGUCAGGAUGCUACGGUCGCGUGGCUUCUUGACCGAGGCGCCAACAUCGAGGACAUCGCUUUGCACUGCUGCCAGUGCCCUUCUCCGCACAUGCGCUUUCUACUCAAGCAUUCCCUACCACGCGAUCCGGCUUAUGAGGGUGCGCUUCCAACCGAAUCUACCGAAUCCUACCUCCGCUUCUACGAGGCGCCCGCCGCGACUCCCUUGAGCCUCGCUCUGGCUUACGGCCGCCAGUCGACCGCUCAACUCCUCAUACUCAGUGGUGCCGUCUGGGACCGUCCGGCUCCCAUGUCGUACGGGAUCAGCCCGCUCCACAUCAUGGCCGCCGCCGGCAUGAUCGAUUUGUUGCACUGGAUCGCUACGAGGGAGUCCGAGUCACACCCGGAAUGUGCGACUCCGACAUCAGCCGAGAGGCACCACGACUGGCCAGACGACCAGGGUCUCUGCGCUCUUCACUACUCCGCGGUUGCUGGAUCUCGAGGUCUAGACAUUGGCGAUCAUGCUUCGACAACAAUCUUCACAGAGACCCAAGCUCAAGACCUCGUCGACACCCUCCUCCGCCUCGGGUCAGUCGCGUCUCACCCCUUCGAGUACAUUGGCGAACUUGUUGUGGCCGAGAUACGACGUGUGUACAAGAGCUUCGACCUGGGAGAACCCUUGGAUUCCGUUGCUACGCGCGCUGUAAUCUCCGCCAAUACGCUGCUGCAUGAUCAGCUCAAGAUCCGCUCACCCCUGGAGUAUGGCGACGUCACCACGGUGGAGUGCAAGGAAAGUAACAUUAUGGACUUGUUUGUUCUUGUGGGCGCAUUCGUCGAGCUCGUUGGCAGGAUUCGUUUUCCCUGGGCCACCAAUUACCCUUCUAGCAAGCGUCGACUUGCGACGCAGAAGCCCAUUCACCCUCUCCGCGAGGUCGGUCAACUCCACCAAGAGCUCCGCCAGUUUCACCAUGAACAUCUUCGACUGAAGAGCGAGCUUCGCUUCCUCAUGAAGCCUAUUCUGGACGAGUGCGUCAACGAGUCAAUAUCCAACAAAUCCGAACUCGACCGCCUGGAACCCGGUCUACGACGGAGGAUAGUCAAUGACAUCAAGAGCCGCCUCGAAGAGGAGAUGAUGACGACGCUUCUCAUUGAAGAUCUCACCUUGCUGAUGGCUUAA